This is a messenger RNA of Blepharisma stoltei, 1827 nucleotides long. NCBI's taxonomy places the organism in Eukaryota, Ciliophora, Heterotrichea, Heterotrichida, Blepharismidae. The record is from the annotation of a GenBank genome assembly.
AUGAAAAGACCAGAAGAUACUUUCGCAUUAACCUCUAUAGAUGACAAACUCAACUCGCGCUCAGCUAUGAGGAACCCUAAGCAAGUCCAGCUCCCAAAUAUCAAGUCAGUCCCUCUUUUUAUCAAGCCUUCAAUGACCCCUUCCACAAAAGCGACACCGAGGGCAAACUACACUUCAGUCCCAUCAUCAAGGAAAGCUCAAAGCCGAUCUUCAGUGACACAUGAUUUACUUACUCCCCCCCCUCCGUGAGUGAACAAAACCAUUAGAAAAAUCGCUAUUUUUUGCCCAAAAACCCGCCCUCCGUGAGUGAACAAAAAUUAUUUUAAUAGAAAAUUUUUUAUGAAAAAAAAAAUUGAUAUAUAAGUGAUAAUUAGUAUAAUGAAAUCUAGAGCUAAUUCUGUUUAAUUUUAAACAAAUUGCAUUUUAAAACACAAAGUAUAAAAAAUAAAUUAAUAUUUGCUUUCCAAUUUUUGCGAAAUAGGAUUUUUUUAAAUUUUCGGAAAAAAAUAAUUUCUAUAAAAUUUAUAUAUAAAUUUUUUUAAAAAAAAAAUUAACCCCCCUCCGUGAGUGAACAAAAUUUUUUUUUUGUUCACUCACAGAGGGGGGGGAGUUAGAAAUAUCCAGCAGAGAGCGAAUCAGUAACAUUUAUAUAGAGAAAUCGAAGAGUUAUUUACUCUUAAAGCAGGAGAUCUGGCUGAUACCGUAAGAAAGUUGGAAAAAUCUAAGUAUGUAAAAGAAGUGAUUAAAGAUUUAUAUGAUCAUGUGCUGAAGAAAAAAAAAGAAUAUAACUCCUUAAAGCAUGAACAAAGCUUAUUAAAUGCUGAACUGAAUUCAUUACAUCAGAAAUAUGACGAUUUAACACACAUUGAAAAAGAUAAUACAGACAGAGUGCAGUAUAUAGAACAAUUGCAAGAAAAAUAUGAAAAAUUGCAAAAUAAAAUAGACUUAGAAUCGAUUUUUACCGAUUCUUUGAACCAUAUGGCAAAUGUCAGGUAUUUGAAUUUGUGUGCGAUCAAAGACCCAACUCGGCUUUUGAAGUCUCAAAUUGUGCACACUCUGGCACAAAAUAGAAAUUUGGACAGAGGAAGUGAAUAUCAUUUGACAUCUGCAUUAGCAACAAGAGGAAAACUCGGAAAAAUCCAAGAAAAUAUCAACUCUCAGCGCACAAGAAUGAGAGAGCUGCUAAAUCAAGAAUUAAAAAAAUACGAAGAAAGGAGCAAAGCCAUCGCAUUUUAUAAGCAAGAGCAGCAGCUUUGAUAUCGGCAAAAAGAAGCUGAAAUAAAAGACCAAGACAUUAAUAAUUUAGUGAAAAUUGACAAUGAAGUAAGAAAAGGAGACAAGCUGAGAAUAGAAUUUUUAGAAGCCAGCCAAGUCCUAGCUGCAAAAGAAGGCAAAAUUUCUGAAGCUCUUCGGAUUACGAACUCAACUUCAGUUUCCAAUCUUUUUUCUCAGCUUCAAAAGCUCAGAGUAACCAAAGAAAGCUUAGAAUCAUUAAGAACUGACUUAGAAGCUACCCUCCGACGGCAGCAGAACGAAAUAGAAAGGCUUAAUAAAGAAUAUGAUAAUUUAAACUUGCAAAAGCAUCAAAAAGAUGAAUAUGAUUAUCACACUCUUUAUGACUUAGAAGUAAGCCUUGCUAAACGAGAGCAUGAUCUGCAAACACACUCAGAAGACUCAGAAAAAAUCAAGGCUGAUUUUUCGACCGGAUUGCUAGGCUUGAACAGAAUCAUUCAAAAAAUAGGAGACAAUAGCGAUAUCAGAGAAAUCAGAAGUAUAAAAGACGCAAUUGAGUAUAUUUGUGACAAAAUUAAUCGUUUGACUGAAUAA